CCCUCACUUCUCUUCUUCCCCAAUUCCAAUUGUUGCAUCUUCCUCUUCCUUCUGCUCGUUGUUCUCUCUCCCACUACAUUUGUUAUUUUAGCCCUCCCAUGGCGAUUUCUCUCUCCACAACUUUUCCCUCCAACACCACCACAUUCCAACCAACCAAACUCCCCCCCUAUCACCGCUCUUCAUCCAAUAUAGUAGGAGUAUACUACGAUAACCAUAAUCUCAGUUUCUCUCUCCUCACCAAGUCUUUGAUCAGAAACAUCAAUCGCUCAUCGCCUCACCACCCAAAAAUCGCAGCUUCCGCAGUCUCUGGCUCUCCGGGAUUUGCUUCUUCUGAGGUGAGCGAAGAUGCAACAAGCUUAUUGGAUAGAGUAACAGUGUUUGAUUUGAACGGGCAGGGUAUACCGAUUGCUGAUUUGUGGAAAGAGAGGAAAGCUAUUGUUGCAUUUGCUCGCCAUUUUGGAUGUGUUCUUUGUCGCAAACGUGCUGAUUAUCUUGCUGCUAAAAAGGACGUAAUGGAUGCAGCUGGUGUGGCACUUGUUUUAAUUGGACCGGGUAGCGUAGAUCAGGCUAAAGCAUUCUCUGAGCAAACAAAAUUCAAAGGAGAAGUGUAUGCAGAUCCCAGCUACUCAUCAUAUGAGGCGUUGAGAUUUGUUUCUGGGGUAUCAACUACAUUUACUCCUGGGGCGGGUCUGAAGAUUAUAGAGGCAUACAUGGAAGGUUACCGACAAGACUGGGCACUUUCAUUCGAAAAGGACACCAGGACAAGAGGCGGCUGGCAACAAGGUGGAAUCAUUGUUGCUGGUCCUGGGAAAAGUAACAUCUCAUACAUCCACAAGGAUAAAGAAGCGGGAGAUGAUCCAGCUAUAGAAGAUAUAUUGCAAGCGUGUUGCUCCUAGUGUACCAGACAAAGUGUGCCUUCAACUGUCCGUAUAAUAACACACUUCAACUGUCCGUAUAAUAACACUAGCAUGUAUAUUUUUUUUUGUUAUAGCUAAUAUUAUUUGCAUGCACCCUAAUUUAAACAAUUAGAAGGUAGUUGUUGUUCCAUAGCCCUUUAUUUUGUAAUGUAAAUAUAUAUAGCAUCUUCUGGGUUCGGGGAUGUUCGCGUUUGUCCCUAAGGGAAGCAGAUUGUUAUUUGGAAAUUUUAACAGUAUAUUGAGCCUUA
Rhododendron vialii is the source of this 1165-nucleotide messenger RNA. RefSeq names its product thioredoxin-like protein AAED1, chloroplastic. The transcript has 9 exons. NCBI's taxonomy places the organism in Eukaryota, Viridiplantae, Streptophyta, Magnoliopsida, Ericales, Ericaceae. Gene Ontology annotation, molecular function: antioxidant activity. The coding region runs from base 99 to 896 and encodes 265 amino acids. The record is from RefSeq and is a predicted model, not a curated record.